Messenger RNA from Anolis carolinensis (green anole), 4205 nucleotides. RefSeq names its product MANSC domain containing 1 (gene mansc1). The transcript is spliced from 4 exons. Bases 478 to 1635 code for a protein of 385 amino acids. The record is from RefSeq and is a predicted model, not a curated record. NCBI's taxonomy places the organism in Eukaryota, Metazoa, Chordata, Lepidosauria, Squamata, Anolidae.
AGUCUCCUCAGCAGCAGCAAAUAAAACGAGGCGGCCGGAAGAACUCCACAAGACUGUGGCGCGGAAAGCUGACUUCCGGUGUGGGUCGCUUCACCUGGCAUCCCGGAAGUAGGCUGGCUUUGCUGGCUUCCAGGCAGCGAGCAGGCUUCCUUGCUCUUCCUGAGGCGCCUUCUCCGGAGUCACGAAGCCCUUUGAUGAGGCGAGGUCUUCGGCCGGCUUCUCGGGAGGAAAGCCUCGUUGCGCUCUUCGGUUCUCCUGGCUAGCGUUAGGAAGGAACGGUAGGAGGAGAGUCCGACUCCGGGCGGAGGGUGGCGCUCAGCCCACCCCUGCGUCCCUGCCCGGGCAGCUUUUGCUUGGUCGCCUUGCCCAGUCUUCUCACCCCCUCCUUCCUCCGCCAGAACAAGCAAUGCAACCUUCGUAAAAAAAACUGUGUCCUACAUGUAAAUGGCUCAGAAGAAUCACACCUAAGCAAAAGAAAUGUCUUUUUGGAUUGCCAAGUGUUUUGCCUAUGCGCUGGCUGUGGUGGUUUGUGUCAUGCUAAAAGAAUCUCAAAGCCAAGUUUGUUCAACAGAGAAGAUGGAAAACAUAACUUUCAAUAUAAAAAUGGCCUUUUCUAAAGGAAUCCAAGGGAAAGAGCCAAUCUUUACUUCCUCUGCAGAAGCCUGUAUUAAUAUUUGCUGUUUGGGAGGAAAAAUUGGAGGCAACAAGGUGUGCAACUACGUCGUCUUUAAUACCAAAAGGAAAGGCAAUUAUCCAAAUUGCUAUUUGUUUUAUUAUCCCACAAAGGAUAUUUUCCCAGCAAGACAAGUAUUAGGACUAGUGACUUACAGAAUAAUACAUGAGAUUCCCAAGCCAGCUCCUUCCACAUCCAUAGUUUUCCAACCAACAGUUAAUGGUCAUUUCAUGUCUGCAGAAAUUGCCAUGCUUAAUCCUCAUAGUACAACAAACCCUUCCCGUGAUUCAGAUCAUUUGCAGAAACCCAUUGCUUCAAAUAGGAUGGAAACCUUGGAUUACUCAGAUAGGAUCGAUGGACGUCCUCAACCAAAAGAGGACGUGAGAAAUGUUUCAGCGAUUACAACACCAAAUAAAAUUAGCAACCUGUUGCCACCAAGCAUUGUUAAGCCUGUUCAACACUCUGCUCCAAUUAUAGAGGCUCCAGUUAAGCUGCUAGUAGUGACCACUAUCAGUCAGACUGGUAUCGAUGCUGCUGUAAGUUCACAUGUAUCUGCUGGCCAUACUGCAACUGCCAGGUCUGCAACAGCUUAUGAUAGAAAUACACUUUUGGUAAAUCCAGGAAGCCCCAGCGUUUUCCAUCCUUCAGCCGCUUCUGGAUCUAGUGCCAGCAAGAUCAACCAUUUGCCAUUCAGUCUACCCACGAAACAUUCUUCUUUACAAUCCAUUCAUCUUAAUAAUGAACAGGAAAAUAAAGACUAUGAUAAGCCUGAUGAAGGUCCAGGCAAGAAGCAUGCCCUUUUCUCUGGUGACCAAAGUAUACUUCUUGCCGCAUUGCUUUUGGGGGUGAUACUCUUGCUCUUGGUUACAGUGCUGGUAGGGAGAAAGAUGCUUGAAUCCCUUCAGCAAAGGCAAUACACUAGGCUGGACUACUUGAUCAAUGGUAUGUAUGCCAGCAUGUGAUACAACCUGCAAGACGUUGGUGGGUUAAAUUUGUCAUAGAGGUUACAUUCUCUCUCUUAAAAGGCCAAGCCUAAACUUCAUACUAAGGACAUUUCGAUGUUUACUUUUGCCUCAUGACAGCUUUAUUUGUACUGUAUAUUGUGGGCAGGUGGUAUCUUCUUCCCAUCUCUGGAAGUUGUGAUAGUUUAGAAUGCUGUUGUAAUGACAUGAUGUGUAAUGUUUACAUUCAAGUCAUAGGGAGUUGCUUGUCUAUGCAGUUAGUAUAAUGGUCAGAGAGGCCAGUCCUCAGAGGCAAUCUUAACUAUGGUCUGAAAAUUCUGUCACAAAGGGAGGAAGUCAUUAGACUGCUCAAAAAGAAUGAAAAUGUUAGUUGGAUGGACAAUGCAGAAACAAAAAAAUAUUUCAGUCUGUCUACCUGAUGUAUGGUAGGUAUGCUUACACAUUUCAGUUCAGAGAAACAAAUGGCCUCCAUGCAGCUAUUUGUCUCAGCAGAAAUAAAUUCAGUCAACUCAAUCAUUGAAUACAAGGUAAAUUUUAUGUUAAAUCCCAUUGUUUCAACUAUAGCAAUUAGAUUAGGCCAAACCCCAUGGUUUUGACUAUGAUAAAAGCAUCUUAACAUAGCAUACAGUAUUGAUUUAGAUCAAAUAAUACAUAUAACCACAAUACAUUUCCCCCACACUAGCAUCGAGCAAAGUGUGGCAUUGACAUAUGCCCCAAGUCAAGUGGAGACCCAGGUCUCAAGAAACCUUUUUUGUGAUUCCCACCACUGCCACAAUUAUGUAGCAAGGGAGCAAUUAGGGAACUAUUAAGAAACUUCUCACAAAGGCAAGGGGCAAUCCUUAUUUCAGGAUCCCAACCACUGCCAACAAUAAACACAUGAGCGUGUGCGUACGCGCAUAUGAGGCGCAAAGAGGCUUUGAGGGGAGCGUGAUGGAAGAAUCCUCGCUGUCAAACGGUAAUACAUGUGGCCCUCUAUAGUGAUUUAAGAAGUAAGGGAUUGUGUCAAUUUACCCAAAUUACCCAGAUGCAGUCUGGAAACAUGUAGCCAAAUGGUGCCAGGCAUGGGACAAAUUAUAGAAUGUUAUUAAAUGUGAGGGAUGAAUUUAAUCGGGGCUGCCUGUUAGCAGUUGUCCUCUAAGUUCAAAUAUCUUACAUUAUUUAAAAUACUUGAAUUAGUAUUUAUUCAUAUGCCUGUUUCAUUAUUUCCUCCAUAACAAUUAUGGGUCCAUCCUAAUUGGUAUAUAAUUGGCAUCAACCUGGAUGAUCUGGGAUCCUGAUUUUUUUUAGAUGGAAUGUGUGUUCUGUACUAUUAAUUUGAUUUUUUUCAUUAGUAAAUCUCCGUUUCUCCUGUGGGUGAGGUAUAACCUGUAUCCUGCCAGUUGGUAUUUGAAUGCAACUCCCAUCUUUAUUGAAUUUAAGAACUUGUGCCUGAGCUUUAUUUUCCCACCUUCCUCCUCAUUUUUUACUUUGUGUGUUCCUUGUGCAUUACAAGCCAAAUUGACUGUAAACAAACAGUUUUACUACUGAUGUGCAUUUGCUGUUAUCCUGGGAACAUUUUCUAUAUGCACUGCAAAAAUAUUUUAAAUUUAAAAAAUCAGAUAUAGACUCUGUACUUCUUUCUGUUCCAAGUUAAGUGAGAUGGUGGUGUUUUGCAUGUGAAGAAACAUUUCUGCAUUACCACUUUAAAAGGAAAUACAUUGAGGCAGCAAAUGUGUUUUCUGCUGGUAAGAUUAGAACAAUGGAUUAGAGCAAUGGAUUCAAAUUGCAGGAAAAGUGGUUCUAUCAAAAAUUAGGAAGAACGUCCUGACAGUAAGAGCGGGGGUGAAAAUGCCAGAUGCCAAAGCAUGAUUCAAAAGAGGAUACAUGAGGAUCAUACUGCAAACUUAUGUUGGAUAAUGGAGCACAUAAAAGAAUUUCAGGGGGGGGGGGAAUCAGCCUGUUCUAGAUUACAGCAAAGCUUUUGAUUGUGUAGAUCACAAAAAGCUAUUAUUUGCUCUUAAGGAAAUGGAUGUGCUGCAUUUGACUGUGCUGUUGCUCUGGAAAAGAGGUUACUGUUAGAAAAAAAUACAGAGAAAUUGAAUAGUACCCAAUUGGCAAGGUAAUCAACCAAGGCUGCCACUCUCUCACCCUGUCUUUCUAAUUUAUAUGAAGACCAAGGAAUACAACAAUAACAAAUCAUAUAGCAAGUAGGAUUUGAUGUAUAGGAAAGAGCUGUGAAAGUUGCAGAAAGAAAAAUAAACAAUUUAAGACACACAGGUGAUAGAUACCAUGUUAUUGUCGAGAAAACAGCAAAGACUAUGAAUGUUUAGUGAUGUUAAAAAACAAAAUAAAGGCCACAGAUACUUUGGAUAUAUCAUGAGAUGAUGUGAUUCAUAGGGAAGGACAAUAUUGUUUGGUAAAGCGAGAGACAGUAGAAAAAUAAGACCCCAUUAUAGGUGGAUUGAUUUAAUCAAGUAAAUGAUGGCCCUAAAUGUGUGAAACUUGAGCAGGAAGUGAGUGAUGGGCUCUUGUAGGUUGCCACAUCAGCCUGAUGACAACAACAACAUGCUAAAUAAACACCAAUAAAUAUA